UGUCACUGUUGCUCUCCAUCCCCCACCCUCAACCCCAGGGCAGAUAAGGCCUAGAGCGCCUGGGAUCUUAGAGUGUGAAUCUCAGAGCUGAGCGGACAACCACUGUGCUGCCUCCGACACCGCGCUGUCACUGGUGCUACUGCUGUCACAGCCGCAGCCCAAGAACAUGGACAAGAUGCUUUGUUGGGUCUCUGUCUUUGCCAUCUUCCUGGAGGUCUUUGCUCAGACAGACCUCGAUAAGAUGGUAUUUGUGUUCCCUAGAGAAUCUGCCAGUGAUCACGUGAACCUGAUUACAAAGCUGGAGAAGCCUCUACAGAACCUUACUGUGUGUUUACGAGCUUACACUGACCUUUCUCGACAGUACAGCCUCUUCUCCUACAACACCCAGGGGAGGGAUAAUGAGCUGCUCAUUUAUAAGGAAAAAGUUGGACUUUACAGUCUUUAUAUCGGAGGGGGCCACGUCACAGCCAAGGUUACUGAAGAGAUCCCUACUCCAGUGCACAUCUGUACCAGCUGGGAGUCCUCCUCUGGAAUUGUUGAGUUUUGGGUCAACGGGAAGCCUUUGGUGAAGAAAGGUCUGAGGAAGGGGUAUUCUGUGGCACCUUACCCCAAGAUUAUUCUGGGACAGGAGCAGGAUGCCUAUGGAGGAAAGUUUGAACUGAGACAGUCCUUUGUGGGAGAGAUUGGGGACUUGUACAUGUGGGACUCUGUGCUAUCUCCAGAAGAGGUCUCGUCUGUGUAUUACGGGUCCCUUAGAAAUGCUAAUAUCCUGAACUGGCAGGCUCUGAACUAUGAAUUGAAAGGCUAUGUCAUCAUCAAGCCCCGAGUGUGGCCCUGAGGUCUAACACUGACCAAAGCUCUUGAAAAUGGAAUGGCCAAUGCCUAAGAGAUCUCCUCAAAGCAAGUGGAUACUACAGCUUUUACCUGUUGUUCUUUUUUGAAUUUCCCAUCUUUGUUUCUAUCUAAUAAAAAUAUUGUACUAUGCUAUCUGCGCUUA
Chinchilla lanigera (long-tailed chinchilla) is the source of this 997-nucleotide messenger RNA. RefSeq names its product amyloid P component, serum (gene Apcs). The transcript has 2 exons. Gene Ontology annotation, molecular function: complement component C1q complex binding. Lineage: Eukaryota; Metazoa; Chordata; Mammalia; Rodentia; Chinchillidae. Gene Ontology annotation, biological process: innate immune response. The record is from RefSeq and is a predicted model, not a curated record. Bases 167 to 838 code for a protein of 223 amino acids.